AUGGGAACUGGUGCCACCAAAUCUCCAGCCGACAAAAUGAUGUAUCAAAAGUGUCAGCAAGCAAUGAGAAAAAAAUAUACCCAAUGUGAUCCAAGCGACUUUUAUUGUGCUUGUCGCGAUGGAAAGCUGGAUUAUGUAAGAGAGCAUUUACCAAAAAUGUCAACAAACGAUGUCGACAAAUUGGAAGGAAUCGGUGACACAGCACUUCAUGUUGCAACACGUAAUGAUCACAAGGAAAUUGUUGAACUAUUGCUGAAAGCUGAUUGUUCUACAACAACACUGAAUAAAGAUGGUAAGAUGCCACCCGAAGAAAUUAAAACACCAGAAAUGAAAAAAAUAUAUAUGCGUCAGACAUCAUCAUAUUUCCAUGAUCCUGAUUCUAAAACAACUUUCGAUGUUUUUCAACGCAUCAAGUUAGAAAAGGUGCAAUCCACAGACCAAGAACAACAGCAAAAGCGUGAUUGGAUACAGACAUUCAAAGACUUGGAUGAGCUAAAGCAACAUUCAUUAAAUGAGCAAACAGCUGCUAUGUGGUGGAAAGUUUUCCAUUGGGUAUCGCAUACAUUCCAUAGAACUUUAGAUAGACAUGAUUUCCGUGCUAAUUUAUUUGAUUUGGAAUCUGAUAGAGAUUUUGAUGAGUUUCUCAAAAAAAACAUAGAGGACGAUGUCGCAUAUCAACGAACAAAAGAAGCAUUGAGAGUGGCUGACACAGCAAAGGACAUUGUCCCAUUGAUUACUUUGUAUACUAGUGAAUACGGUAAGAACAAAAAAGCAUUUUACAAGAUGUUAAAUGAACAACUGGCUUUAGCAUCGGAAAACGACCUUGAUACGUCUCAUUUCUGCAAGCGCUUCGUUUAUGAAUUCGAUAUGAAGUCUGACCAGCUUGAAAAACGUGCUUAUACCGGACAAACAUUUCGUGGUGCACUAAUGAGCGAAUCAGAUAUUGAGCAAUAUAAAGAACUUACGGCCAAGGGAGAAAAUGGUGUAAUAGCUCUAAGAACAUUUACAUCAACAUCAAGAAAAAGAGACGUAGCAAUGGGUUUUGUGGAAUCACAAGCCGGGAAGGAACGUGUUUUAUAUGUAUUCAAUAUACCGAAUCGAACUAACGGAAUAGUUUCUGUGAAGGAUGUAUCUAGAUAUCCUCUCGAAGAUGAAGUGUUAAUUAUACCAGGAAAUCUAUUUACCAUUUCUUGUGUACAUAAAAAUGAAGAUGAAAAUUUAACUGAAAUACAUCUGGAACAUAUCAACACAAAAGUAUCAACUUUCAAAAAACUUCUUCAUACCAUCAAAGCUAUGCGGCAAAGACCCAAAAUGUUAGAAAAUAAUGACACAAAUAUAAGAUGA
Messenger RNA from Adineta steineri, 1344 nucleotides. NCBI's taxonomy places the organism in Eukaryota, Metazoa, Rotifera, Eurotatoria, Adinetida, Adinetidae. The record is from the annotation of a GenBank genome assembly.